Pogona vitticeps (central bearded dragon) is the source of this 1518-nucleotide messenger RNA. RefSeq names its product lysophosphatidic acid receptor 4 (gene LPAR4). NCBI's taxonomy places the organism in Eukaryota, Metazoa, Chordata, Lepidosauria, Squamata, Agamidae. Gene Ontology annotation, cellular component: plasma membrane. Gene Ontology annotation, molecular function: lysophosphatidic acid receptor activity. The record is from RefSeq and is a predicted model, not a curated record. Gene Ontology annotation, biological process: phospholipase C-activating G protein-coupled receptor signaling pathway; positive regulation of Rho protein signal transduction.
GAAAAGGCUUAACUCGGUCUGAACUGGCCGGUCGGCGACAGGGCACCCGCGGGCGAAGCCGACCCCCUUGGGCAUCGGAUCCCAGGACAGAAGUGCCCAUCAUGGCUCUGCAGCAAAAGGAAUUCCAUCCCUACCACUGGUUCAGAGUCAACCGAGCUUUCUGACUCGCCUUGCAUGGUUUCUGCUUGAUUUGGCUUUCCAAGUCGCUGUGAAGCUGGAAUGGGAAAUCACAGCCACAACCAUACCUGCGUGACAGACGACACCUUCAAAUACAACCUCUAUGGCGCUGUGUACAGCGUGGUCUUUGUCUUGGGCCUGAUCACCAACUGCGCCUCUUUGUUCGUCUUCUGCUUCCGCAUCAACAUGCGGAACGAGACCACCAUUUUCAUGACCAACCUGGCUUUCUCCGACUUGCUUUUCGUCUUCACCCUCCCGUUCAAGAUCUUCUACAACUUCAACCGGCACUGGCCGUUCGGAGACCCUUUGUGUAGGAUCUCCGGCACAGCGUUCCUGACCAACAUCUACGGGAGCAUGCUUUUCCUCACCUGCAUCAGCGUCGACCGCUUCCUCGCCAUCGUCUACCCGUUCCGAUCCCGUACCAUUAGGACGAGACGUAAUUCGGCCAUCGUGUGUGCAGGCGUGUGGAUUCUGGUCCUCAGCGGAGGGAUCUCGGCCUCUUUGUUCUCCACGACCAACACCACCAACAACAGCACCACGUGUUUCGAAGGCUUUUCCAAAAGCAUAUGGAAGACCUACCUGUCCAAGAUUACAAUAUUUAUUGAAGUGGUUGGCUUCAUCAUCCCCCUGAUGCUCAACCUCACCUGUUCAUCCUUGGUCCUGAGAACUCUCCGGAAACCAGCCACCCUCUCGCAGAUUGGCACAAACAAAGAGAAAGUACUCAAGAUGAUUGUUGUGCAUGUGGCCAUCUUCAUGGUGUGCUUUGUGCCGUACAACUCCAUACUCUUCCUGUACGCCCUUGUACGCUCCCAAGCCAUCGCCAGCUGCUCUUUAGAGAGGUUCGCCAAGACACUCUACCCAAUCACGUUGUGCAUUGCUACCCUCAACUGUUGCUUUGACCCUUUCAUCUACUACUUCACCUCCGAAUCGUUCCAGAAGUCUUUCUACAUAACCCCCCACCUCAAAACGGGCUCUCCUUUAACAAAGUUUGUCUUGUCGCCCGCUCAGGAGGAUAUGAGCCACCAGGCGAUCACAAACGGAGCCGAUCUGACCUCUGAAUCCAAUUUUUGAUUCUGGGGGCUUUGUCGGUUGUGAAUUAGACUUCAGAGGACUCCGUGAUUACCUUCUUUCUUUCGUCUGAAAGAAGGAACGAAAACCAUGAAUCAUGAGAACCACGUAGGAACGUAUGUGUGUGUCCCUACACCUGUAGGUAUCUAUCUGUAAGCCGAUGUUCUUCCUCAUUUCUGAAAAUCCAUCCUCCUACUAACUUGAGUAACAUGGCCCAUACGUCUGUUUUGCUUUUGAAGCUAUGAAAUAAUAAAAGAUGUCACUUUCUCAUAA